Molecule: messenger RNA, 989 nt
Organism: Chilo suppressalis (striped riceborer)
Lineage: Eukaryota; Metazoa; Arthropoda; Insecta; Lepidoptera; Crambidae
Source: the annotation of a GenBank genome assembly
GACAAACCUUUGCCAAACAUCAUUAUCAUCUGUGUCACUUCUAUCUUUUUUGGUCAUCAGCCAUAAUAAGGGAACAUUUGUAAAAUAUUUUAUUUUUACCAUUUCUAAUAAAAUAAUAGACAAUGUCCGAGAUCACCGCAGGUUCAAGGAAAAGCAAAAUAUCGAUAGCCGCCAAUCUAAUGGGAUCAGGCUCAAAAAUCAGUACCGUGCGAUCUGGUGGAUUGAAAUCACUCAGUAGACUGGGACUGAGGCGGAAGUCUUACGGGUUUGGUGCUACGCCAGGGAUAAGAACUGUAGAAAAGACGUCACAGUUGGCAAUGGAGUACAAAAGGCCGAUACUCAUGUAUCUUCCUACCUACCAGCUGGAACCAACAGAACGAUUUCACGUAGAACACGUGACGAAAAUUGUGAAGGAUACGAUCAGUGAGAACUUUUCUACUCACAAAUACCAUACCAUGGAAUCACCAGCUCUAGCGCUACGAUUGGCGGGCGAGGUGAUGCGUAAAGUCAAAAGGUUGAAUUACGACCGCUACCGUAUAUUCUCCGUAGUCACCAUUGGUCAAAAAAGAGCGCAGAGCCACAACAAUGCCGUUGCUUUCCUGUGGGAUCAUGAGAGAGACAAUUUUGUAGAAGCCAACCACGAAACCGCCACUGCCUUCAUCCAAAUAAUUGUGUUUGGUGUUUAUUUAGAUUAGGUCGUGAGAUUUUAGAAUACUUAAUUUAUUUUUAUUAAUGUUGAAACGGCAAUCGUUGGUGUACCUAUUCUUUGAGAUAUUUUAAUUUGGAUGUGAAUUUAAUUCAUUUCACGUUAUUUAUUAAUAUCUUUCUAUUAGUUUACUUUAGAGAUGUGUAUUAUACGUACUUAAACAGACACACUGAUGAAAAUCAUUAUAAAUAUUUUUUUUAGUUACAAUUUUAUUUAAUAAUUUUACUACGCACUUUACGUUAAUUUGUGAAUAACUUAGCUUUACUCUAUCUAUGGUUUUAUC